AUCAACAAUUAUUCAGGCAAUUGAUAAUAAUAAUAAUAAUGGUGGUGGUAGUGGUGGUAAAAAUUUAUUGAUGAAUGGAAAUGAAAAUAGUUGUCCAGUACGAUCAUUAAUCAAACCAUGUCUUUGUAAUGAAAUAACAAAAGGUUUAGAAAUUAUCUGUGAAGGUGUACAAUUAGAAACGCUCAAAGAGAUUUUUAAUCGACUUCCAUCCAAUAAUAAUAAUAAUCAAAAUCAACAACAACAACAACGUAUAACAAUAAUGUAUUUAAAAAUGAAAAAUAAUUAUAUUCAUUCAUUUCCGGCACGUUUAUUAAAUAAUAUUAAUGUACGUCAUUUAAUGGCACAUAAUUGUAAUAUGAUUGAUGUUGAUCAAGAUGCCUUUCGAUCUAUCAGUGAACAAAUUGAAUCAUUAGAUUUAUCACAUAAUAAAUUUAAAAAAAUACCUGAAGCAUUAAAAGGUCUUUCAACAUUAGUUUCAUUAAAUUUAAAUUAUAAUGAAAUUGAAACAAUUGAUUCAAAACAAUUUGAUGGUAUCGUAUCAUUAUUACGGCUAUCAUUAUAUGGUAAUCGUAUAUUUGCCAUCAAUGAACAUGCAUUUAUUGGUAUUGGACCGAACGUAACACAAAUAAAUCUUGGUGGUAAUGAAUUAUCUCGUAUACCAUCCAAAUCAUUAAAAUAUUUACAAUCAUUACAACGUUUACAAUUACAUGAAAAUCGUAUACAUACGAUAACACGUAUGGAAUUGAAAAAUCUUCAACAAUUAAAACAUUUGGAUGCAUUAAAUCUAGCGAAUAAUCUAAUCAGACAAUUAGAUUCAUCAAUAUUUGCCGAUUUAUCUGCAUUGAAUUAUUUAGAUUUAGAAUCAAAUCAAAUAUCAAUGAUCGAUGAACAUACAUUUGAUGGUAUUGAACAAACAUUAGAAUGGUUAAAAUUAGAUAAUAAUCAAUUAACAAUGAUACCAUCUGAAUCACUGAAACAUAUUAAACAAUUACGACAAUUAGAUUUGAAAAAUAAUCAAAUUGAAACAAUUGAAUCCGAAUCAUUUAGCCAAUAUGGUAAAAGUAUAAAAUUUUUAUAUUUACAAAAAAAUCGUAUAAAAUCAAUCGAUGAUAUGGCAUUUGAAUCAUUUGAAUCAUUGGAAUGGUUAUAUUUGAAUUCAAAUCAUUUGAAAAAAUUAUCAAAAAAAUUAUUUGAAAAAUUUUUGAAUAAAAAUUUAACAAUUCUUGAUUUACAUGAUAAUCCAUUUAUUUGUAGCUGUGAAUUGAAUUGGUAUCGAACAUGGAUCGAACAGAAUGAAAAAAAUCAAAUGUCACAUAUUUGGAAAGAAACAAAGUGCUAUUAUAAUGAUAAUAAUGAUGAUGAAUCAAUAACAAUGGAUCAACAACAAUCAAAACAUAAACAAGAAAUAUUAUUAAUCGAAAUGGAUAAAAUGAUUGAAUGUCAAUUUGAUCAACAACAACAACAACAAGUGUAUAUACCACUACUAUCACAUUAA
Dermatophagoides pteronyssinus (European house dust mite) is the source of this 1495-nucleotide messenger RNA. RefSeq lists its product as uncharacterized. Lineage: Eukaryota; Metazoa; Arthropoda; Arachnida; Sarcoptiformes; Pyroglyphidae. The record is from RefSeq and is a predicted model, not a curated record. Gene Ontology annotation, molecular function: protein binding.